UAAAAAUUGGGAUCGUGGGUGGGACGGGUAAACAUAGUGAUACAGAUUACCUCUGCAGCAUCAUCCCAUGUGAUUUGGAUUCAUCAUCGGCAGAGGUGGUAGUUUUAACCACCUCACCACCUCCGCGUUUUACCCCUCUUCUCCCCAACUGCACUACAGCGACCCGAACCCCAGUCCUCAAGCAUCACAUUAUUACCAAGAGUCACAGCAACCACCAUCACCACCAGCAAAGGAAAAAAAGGAAAAAAAGGAAAAAAAAAUGCCAACCAUCGCCCUCCUCGGCACCUGCGACACCAAACUUUCCGAACUCCUCUACCUCCGCUCUCAAAUCCUCCUCCACCCCUCCACCACCGUCCUCCUCAUCGACGUCGGCCGCCACCCGGUCUCUCACCCUUCCAUCACCUUUGGGCCCCCCGACCUGCUUUCCCACUAUGCCAAAGAAGCAGAAAUGGACAUGCAAUCCCUCCAAUCCCUUCCCCGAAACCAGCUGGUAGAACUCAUGUCCCGGUUGUGCACAAGCCAUAUCCAAUCCCUCUUUUCUCGUCAAACAAUCCAUGGCAUUGUGUCGUUAGGCGGAUCCAACGCCACCGCCCUCGCGGCCCCCGUCAUGAGAAAUGCGCUGCCGAUUGGGUUUCCCAAGUUGAUGGUGUCGACAGUCGCGAGCGGGGAUACGGGCCCUUAUGUGGGCGAGACGGACAUCACCAUGAUGUAUAGUGUUGUAGACGUGGCGGGGCUGAAUGAGGUUUUGCGGGGGGUGUUGGGGAAUGCAGCGGGGGCGGUGGUGGGCAUGGCGAAUGCGUACUAUGAAAGGAGGAGGAUACGGGAAGGGGCGGAAAGCGGGAGGGAAAUAGGGGAGGGAAGGGAGAAGGAGGAGAAGGAAAAGAAAGAAAAGAAAAAGGCGAGAGUAGGAAUCACCAUGUUCGGCGUUACUACCCCCUCCGUCGACGCCAUCCGUCAGUAUCUCGAAUCCAAAUACCCCGGCGUCAUCGAAACGAUGGUGUUCCAUGCCACAGGCCACGGUGGGAAGGCAAUGGAACGAUUGGUGCGGGCCGGAGAGCUGGACGCGGUGAUUGACCUGACCACAACCGAGUUGGCGGACGAGCUGGUGGGAGGGGUAAUGAGUGCCGGGCCAGACCGGAUGCGGGCGGCGGUUGGGAAGGGGAUUCCGUACAUUGUUUCGUUGGGGGCGCUGGAUAUGGUCAACUUCGGGCCGCCGGGGACGGUGCCGGAGAGGUUUCGUAGCAAGGAUGCUAAUGAAAGAAAGCUCUAUGAGCAUAACCCUACGGUUACGCUUCUGAGGACGUCGGUGGAGGAGUGCAGGGAGAUUGGGAGGCGAAUGUGUGAGAGGCUGUUAGACGGCGGAGAUGCGAGCAAGAUCCAGGUGUGGAUUCCGAAGGGCGGGUUGAGCAUGUUGUCUGUAGCGGGAGCGCCGUUUGAGGACAGAGAUGCGGACGAGGCGCUUUUUCAGACUGUUCGCGAGGGUCUCAAGGGCAGUGGCAUUCUAGUCAAGGAUGACGAGAGGCAUGUCAAUGAUAAGGGCUUUGCUCAUGACGUCGCAGAGGCAAUGGCAAAGCUCCUGGGGCUAUCCAAUGGCCAACAAAUUUAAAGACCUACCUAGGUAAGGGUCCGGGAGGUACAAACAAUUUCUUUGGUUGGUUAACAGGAACAGUAUUACAAGACCACUAAGCUCUCCCUCUAUGCCAAAUCCAUCCAAACUCUAGCCCUACUGGACACACUUAUCGCACACAAACAGGCCUGUCCUGACAGAAUCUCACACUCGGUCACAUCCCUUCCGUCUAAUUACCGCCAUCUACGGCCGCAAAGUAGGCGAACUCGCCCUCUGGUCCUGAACUUGGCUCUGACCCUGAUCCUUUCCCUGGUCCUGAUCCUUAUUCAUCAAAUGCGGCGGCGGCGGCGGCGACAACGAAGUCACUACCUGCGACGGGACCCUGACCUGGCCAUCACCGCCCUCAUACAAGUUAAACAAGGACUCAUUCCCCUCCGUCGACACCGUCAUCCUCGACCGGUCCAUAUCCGUCCCCGCACUACUAUCCGACCACACGCUCUGGAACUUCAUGGCCUUCAUAUUCGCCGCCGCAGUCGGCAGCUUCUUGGGCAUCGGACUCAGUGGCUUCGGGAUCUCGUUGAAAUACGUAGCGGGGAUUUCCGGCAGCGGGGGAGCAUCCGGGUCGUAAGAGGUAGGAGAAGGAUAAUCAGAAACCAAAGAGUCACGUGCUUCCCUUCCUCCUCCCCCUCCUCCUCCUCCUUGUUGGGAGCUGCCGUAGGCUGAUGAGGCGCGCCGGCUGCUAAAGGCCGAGAAGGUGCUGCCUCUGAUGGAAAGCGGGUUCAACUUUAGGGGGUGGUGUUUGCGCAGCCAGCUGGCGACGGACUUGCGGAGUUCGGGCUGGUGGGUAGGCGCGGGCUGGAUGAUGGUGACGGGGUAGGCGCCGUCGGCUUGCUUCUCAUCGGAGAGGACGUAGCCGUUGGGGAUGCUGCUGUCUUGACCGUUUUGGUGGGCGUACGAAGCGGCGAUCAGCUCGUCGAGGAUCUGAGAGUUGCUGCGCGGGUCAAUGUUGGACGAGAGCUGGCCUGCGCCUGCGCCUGCGGCAGUGGCUGGGGGUGGCAGGCCACCGUCACCGGGACCGGAUUUUCCGCCCGAGAGAAAAGCGCGGAUGGAAGACUCGGUAUCUGCUUCGGAUUUGCGUGAACAGAAGCAUUUGAUGAGCCAAAAGAGGACGAUUGCGAGCAUGGACACGCCGGCUGUUGACGGGGAGGGUUAGUUUUCUUAUCUUAGAUGGUGCCACCACAAAAGAAAGUCAGGAUCAGCGAGCUUACCAGCGACGCCAAUGGCGAUGCCAGCCUUUGCACCUCCAGACAUGUGCCCG
Messenger RNA from Neurospora crassa OR74A, 2885 nucleotides. Its product is annotated as transcriptional regulator. The transcript has a single exon. Lineage: Eukaryota; Fungi; Ascomycota; Sordariomycetes; Sordariales; Sordariaceae. Bases 260 to 1606 code for a protein of 448 amino acids. The record is from RefSeq and is a predicted model, not a curated record.